GCUUGGCUGUCGUCCACUGCGGCCACCAAACCCCUAUGUGCACGCGCUCACACAAUAAACACCUCCUCACAGCAUUAUCCAUGGGAUUACCGUCUUUUCUGUGACACCUGCUGCCUUUUUGGGUUUGCACAGCUUUGAUCCUGCCAAUGGGGACUCGAGUCUGACAGCAGAGAAAGCGUUUGUGAAGAAAAUAAAUAAGUUCUGCUGGUAGUUUCUAUUGGAAACAUCACGUCUCAAGCAGCAAGCAAAACAUGACAGACACAAUGUUCGGCAGUGAGAACGAGCAGUGGGUCUGUCCAAAUGACAGGCAACUCAUGCUUAGAGCAAAGUUGCACACUGGUUGGUCCAUCCACACGUUUCAGUCAGAGAGACAGAGGAAAGCUCAGGCGCUGGAGAAGAGAGAGCUGGAUCUCAUCAUGAGUGUCAUUCACCGCGCUGAGCAGCUCGAGCUCAUUGAGCAACACCGCAUCGGACGUCUAGUGGAGCGUCUGGACAACAUGAGGAGCUCUGCCAUGGGAAACGGCCUGUCACAGUGUCUGUUGUGUGGAGAAGUAUUCGGUCUGCUGGGCUCUUCAUCUGUUCUCUGUUUGGACUGCUGCAUGAAGGUCUGCACUAAAUGUGGAAUCGAGACGACUGCAGGCGGUCAGAAACGGACCCAGUGGCUUUGCAAGAUCUGCAGCGAACAGAGAGAGGUGUGGAAACGUUCAGGAGCCUGGUUCUACAAAGCCUUGCCCAAGCAUAUUCGUCCCAUUAAGGAUUCAAUUCUAGAUAACAGGAAGCCGGUAAUAGAAAGAGGAGAACAACUGCCAGUGGCCAGGAGUGCACCAAUCAGCUACACGUGGGCUCAAAGCAGAGUUUACUUGAGUGAAAGUGAUGGCAGUGAUGCUGAGCUCAGUGAAUGCAGCAGUGACAGAAAGACCUUCGCUUCAGAGACCAAUCAAAGAAGAGAUUCUGAAUCGAGUGGAGGCCAGGUUCAAACACCCCAAUCCAGCUUUACCAGUCCAACUCGAGGCAACGUUCAUAUUGAAAGUCCAUCCAGUUUGGUCAGCGAGCAAAGCAGCAGCAGCAGUUUUAACCCUGGUCUGGAGGACGAGGUCAUUGACCAUAGCCGAACCUUACUGACUCCUCCGGCCCUCAGCCGCGCUGGCUCCCUGCGGAGCAGCUCCACCAGCCAGAAGUCCGAGGGCCCACAAGCGGAUGCCAACCGGGAUGAGGACGACCUGGACCAAGCCUUCGGCGCCACUGCACUUGUGGCCAGCAAGAAAGAGGAAGAGCCGGACGUGGAGGGCUACGAUUCAGACGACUCCACUACACUCGGCACUCUGGACUUCAGCCUUCUGUACGAUCAGGAGAACAAUGCCCUGCACUGCACUAUCAACAAAGCCAAGCUUCCUGUUCCCAGAUACAAGAAGGGACUCAAACCAAUGGAUCACAAUGGGCUGUCAGAUCCCUAUGUUAAGCUGCACCUGCUGCCUGGAGCCAGUAAGGCCAACAAGCUCCGCACCAAGACCCUACGCAACACUCUUAACCCUGUCUGGAGUGAGACCCUGACGUAUUAUGGAAUAACAGAUGAGGAUAUGGUUCGCAAAACUCUCAGGAUUUCAGUGUGUGACGAGGACAAAUUCCGCCACAACGAAUUCAUCGGCGAAACCCGCAUCCCCCUAAAGAAACUCAAACCCAACCAGACCAAGAACUUCAGCAACUGCUUGGAGAAACAACUUCCUAUUGACAAGACAGAUGACAAGUCUCUGGAGGAGAGAGGGCGCAUCAUGAUCUCUCUGAAGUACAGCUCUCAGAAGUCUGGUUUAGUGGUGGGCAUCAUCCGCUGUGCCCAUCUUGCUGCCAUGGAUGCCAAUGGCUUCUCUGACCCUUAUGUUAAAACGUAUCUCAAGCCAGAUGAGAACAAAAAAUCAAAGCACAAGACAGCUGUCAAAAAGAAGACUCUCAACCCUGAAUUCAAUGAAGAGUUUUUCUAUGAAAUCAAGUAUGCUGACCUCAGCAAAAAGACCCUGGAGGUGACAGUCUGGGACUAUGACAUCGGCAAAUCCAAUGAUUUCAUUGGUGGAGUGUCUUUAGGUAUAAAUGCCAGCGGCGAGAGGCUAAAACACUGGUUUGACUGUCUGAAAAACAAGGACAAGAAAAUCGAACGCUGGCACACGUUAACCAAUGAACUCCCUGGUUCAGGGUACAAUGACUGAAAGGCUGCAGCGAAGCCCCGGCCCUUUCCUACAUGAUGUCCAUGUAAAGCUCAACAGUCUGUGAUGGACAGAUCAACACUCCAGCAGUCCAUUGAUUUCGAGAUGAGUGCCAGAAACCACAUCUCUUGUACUUUUUCCUGGUGUUGAGCUUGCAGUCUGAUUAUGUGGCUUUGAUGUGGCUUUUGGGCUUAUAUAAGGGUCUGUGUUCGUACAACCUCAUUGAAAAAAAAACGGAGAGGUGUUGUUCCCACAGCCAAUGAGAGAUCAGUUACUGUCUUUAAAAUAUAUAACCACACCCUACUGCUCUCUAUCUCCAUUCUCUUGGCUGUCUUCGUAUUCAAGAAUGCUGUUUACAGAUGUUAACUCUCAGUAAAUGUAUCAUUAUGCGUAUGCAUCGUGGCAGCAACAGGGCUCCAAAAACACAAUUUCCGAAACAACGGCAUAUUGUUUACAUCUGGAGUAUAUCCCGACCUUUCUGAUGCCUGUUUUUAGGGCAGGGUAUGAACUGCGCUGUUUAUUUUACAGACUGAUUAUUGUGAGGAUUAUAUUUGACAGUGAAAUUCUCUUACAAUUUAUAUGAGUUUUUACUUCCCCCGUCUAUUAUAAUAGGCUAGAGGUCUUGUUUUUCCUGGUAACAUUGAAUAACCUUCAAGUUCGCCUCCUUAAUGAAUGUAAUUUACCUUUCAUUUUUGUGCUCACCACAUUGUUACAGCACACAUCAGAGUUUUUAACAGCCAUUUUUUUCAAGAAAGAAAACCCGGUUUUCAUAGAGGACAGAUAUAUAUGCUAAAAAAAGGCACUAUUCUCGAAAUGGACACCAUGGAUUAUUCAACUUUUAACUGGAGGUUUUACUUGGCUAUUAAUUAUUUAUUAGCCCAAUUCAUGUAUUGCAUGUAGAGUUGUCACAAUACUGGAAUUCGCUACCAAUCUGUACUAAAAUUUUAAAAACGUCCAUUUUUUGUGAACAUUUGAGCGCUGUUAAGCACGUUCUUCAACACUGCUCAGGAGAAAUGACUGUGAUUGGCUGUGAAGGUCAUCAGUUCACCAAACCUGCCACUGUUUACUCAGUGUAAACACAAAUAUAGGGACACCGGAGAGUUUCAAAGUCUGGUCGAUCAGCUUAUUUUGUCUAUAUAAAUAUAAACCGCGACAUUAAAACCCUACAGUGUCCCUGUAUCUGUGUUUACACUCAGUAAACAGCGGUGAGUUCUGUGAACUGAUGAGCUUCACGGCCAAUCCCAAUCAUUUCUGUUGACUGAACACAAUGGCAAAUCAGCAGUGUUUAAGAGCGUCGCUCAAAUGUUCCCGGGAAAUGGACGUUUUUAAAAUGUUGGUAUCAAUUGGCACCGAAUUCCCUUGUCGUGACAACCCUAAUUGCAUUAAAAGGGACAGUUCACUCAAAAAUGAAUAUUCUGUCAUCAUUUACUCUGUAAAAUUUACCAUUGACUUCCAUAGUAUUUGUUUUUCCUUCGGUGGAAGUCGAAGGCGUUAUUCUAUGGUGUUCAACAGAAGAAAGAAACCCAUGUUUGUAACCACUUGAGGGUGAGUAAAUGGAGAAUACAUUAUCAUUUUUGGGUGAACUGCACCUUUAACAUCUAAGUUUUCAGUCUGUGAAUCUAAAAUGGAUUUGACAAACUUUCACAAGUUACAUUUGUUUUAAGAAUUAUUAAUGGCAUGUUUAUCUUAUACUUCCUUUAAGCAUUUUAAAGAUGACUUAAUAUAUUUUUUUAAAUACUGUUUAUGGUUUAACAUGUUUGUUUCAAUUCUGUCUAUUUCGUUAUUAAGUUGUGUUAUUUUGUGGCAUUAUAUUAUAACCAAUGUAUUAUUUUAACCUUUUUGUGUUAUUGCAUAUUUAGCAUGCUGCAGGUGGGUAUGGUAGAUAAUAUUAUAUUACUGUAUGUUUUAAAAUUCUGUUGUUAUUGUUGGUUAUUUUUUCCCUAAAUUAUCAGUACAUUUUAUUUAUUGUUUAAGGUCUAGAUUGGAGAUGUUGGCCAUUUAUUAAACACAUUGAAAUUCUGAGAUCGACAAACCCUGUAUACAGCCCUAAGAUCUAUGUUCAUCAACUGAGAAACCUUAUCUCUUUCUGACAAUGUUCAUUGUGCGAGUCACGCCUGUGACAUUUUUGUAAUCUUUUUGCUUUUGUACACAAUCUCUAUAGCAUAAAAUGCAUGCAAUGUUCUUGGGCUGUCAUUAAAAUAACUUUGCUUAAUGUUUGAUACUGCUGUUCUCCUCUGUAAAAAGAGAGUUCCUGCUCUUGGAUGCUACAAGAAUGUCAGCCUUCCUUCUCGGACCGUUUUUUGUACUUUUGAACGCUAUCGCAUUGCCCGUCAGGUUGUUCUAUUGACUGGACAUGUGACUGCAUGUUACAAAAAAAUAAAAACUCUUGUCUUGUUUUGAUCAUU
Molecule: messenger RNA, 4600 nt
Organism: Danio rerio (zebrafish)
Lineage: Eukaryota; Metazoa; Chordata; Actinopteri; Cypriniformes; Danionidae
Source: RefSeq, a predicted model, not a curated record